AUGAACAGCAGUUCGGACACGUCAGCGACGACGAUAGCUCCUUUCACCUUCCCCCUUCGAUACAAAUUCCCACCCUUUUUCAGUCUUCAACCGAAUAGCAACACGCACGCCACGCAACUCAAAAGAUGGUCGAAUCUGAUUCAAUCCUGGUGCCGGCACCACCGGAUCUACAAACUCACUCUCGUCGAGGCGGUCGAGUCGCCGCUUUUUCGGAACGCCGAGCUCCGAAAACAGCUGCAUCUAAGUGAUGCGCGGAUUGUGCUGGAUUGGAUGAGUAAAGGGGAUGAGGAGGGGGGCGGCGGGAGGAGGGCGGAGUGGAUUGAUGGGGGGAAUAAAGGGGCUGCCUGGAUUUGGUGGAGGAGGCCUGAGGAGUGGGCGGGUGCUAUUGCGGAAUGGGUUGAGAAUACGGGGCAGAAGAAUGUUGUUCUUACUGUUUAUGAGUUGAUUGAGGGUGAGGCGACUGUGUCGCAAGAAUGGCAUGGAAUGGACGCAGAAGUGAUGUUCAAGUCUCUUAACGUUCUCGUCAAGCAGGGCAAAGCGCAAGUCUUCGGUAGUGAAGGGCAAGAGGGUGUGAAAUUCUUCUAA
Molecule: messenger RNA, 585 nt
Organism: Aspergillus calidoustus
Lineage: Eukaryota; Fungi; Ascomycota; Eurotiomycetes; Eurotiales; Aspergillaceae
Source: the annotation of a GenBank genome assembly